ACCAAAAUCACUCACCAAGCCAGGUGAGGAUUCAGACUCACUGUUACUUCCCUCUUCCCUCACCUUCCUCCAUGGCUGGGAUCACCAGCACUUUCCCCUUCAAGCUCAUCCACACCAGAACCUCUACAACCUCACCCUAUCUUCUCCCUCCUCUCUCUUCCUCUGAUUCUAAAGUCUUUGGCUUUCGUCUCCCUAGUUCCAAUUCCCUCAGGCUUGAUCCUCCUCCUGUUACUUUUUCCUUUGCCCCCGUCACCGCUCGUUAUGGUGGCGGUGAUUCUAGGAGGUACCGAAAUGACUCCGACGACGAGCAAGUCCUUGACGUGAAUAAUAUUAGGUCAAACACUGUGAGGCUUAUUGAUGAGAAUCAGAAUAUGGUUGGUGUAGUGUCGACGAGUCAAGCCAUUCAAAUGGCUGAAGAUGCCGAACUUGACUUGAUAAUAGUAUCCCCAGAUGCAGAUCCCCCAGUUGUUAGAAUAAUAGAUUACAAUAAAUAUAGAUACGAGCAACAAAAGAAAAAAAGAGGCCAGCAGAAGAAAAGUGCUGCUAGUCGAAUGGAUUUGAAGGAGCUCAAAAUGGGAUACAACAUAGAUCAACAUGAUUAUUCUGUCCGCUUGAAAGCUGCACAGAAGUUUUUGAAAGAUGGGGACAAGGUUAAGGUCAUAGUAAACCUCAAGGGCCGUGAAAAUGAAUUUAGGAAUAUUGCUAUUGAGCUUAUUAGACGCUUUCAGAAUGAUGUUGGAGAGCUUGCGGCAGAGGAAUCUAAAAACUUCCGUGACAGAAACAUCUCCAUAGUUUUGGUUCCAAAUAAAGCUGUUCUACAGAAAGCACAAGAACCACCGAAGAAAAAAGACAAAUCAGCAGCAGAUGAAGUCUCUGCUAGUGUCCAAGCUUAGCCGAUAACGUUGAAGCAAAUUUCUUAUGAUGGUAGAAUUGGUUGUUGGUAACUUGUAUUCUUCUAGGCUGGGAUCUCUCAUCUGUGAGUGCUGUAUAGAUACUUAUAAUUUCUUUACAAUAGUAUCUAUGUAGAAUUUUGAAAUGAUAGACGCAGCCUUAUCCCGUUUGAAAUUUUAAGUUGCUGAAAGGAUCCCACUAACCAAGGUUGUCAAAAGUCACAACAGUGAUACAUGGCUAAUAGCCAA
Neltuma alba is the source of this 1139-nucleotide messenger RNA. Its product is annotated as translation initiation factor IF3-4, chloroplastic. The record is from RefSeq and is a predicted model, not a curated record. The coding region runs from base 72 to 893 and encodes 273 amino acids. Gene Ontology annotation, molecular function: translation initiation factor activity; ribosome binding. Lineage: Eukaryota; Viridiplantae; Streptophyta; Magnoliopsida; Fabales; Fabaceae. The transcript is spliced from 9 exons. Gene Ontology annotation, biological process: ribosome disassembly; translational initiation.